AUGUAAUUCUCAAAGAAUACAACUCAAGAAUAGAUAGAGUAAAUAGUAAAUAGAUUAUUGAAUCAUGGAUUUCAAUCUUAUAAGACAAGAAAUCUAUAAAAUGAUAAGAUUUUAUUGUUCAUAUGUAUUUGUGACCCAAAGAUAAUAUUGGAAUAGGCAGAAUAGAUGUAAUUAUAUAAAGUAUGUAUAACAACAUUAAUUAGUUAGUGAUUGAUCGUUCUAAUUCUUAGAUGCAUGAAAUUUAUAGAAAGAUAGCUGAGAAAAUUAAUAUAAGAAAAAUCUUAGAUGAGAGAUUAAUUAUAGCAUUGAAUUAAAUAGAUAAGAGGAUAGUUUUAUUUGAAAAUUACUUAAAAUUUAAAUAUGACUUAAAAAGUGAUUUCUGUUUAUAAAAUGAUGAUGCAGAAGUCAUAAAGAUAUUUAGUCCAUCAGAAACAUUACUUAUUAUAUAUAAUUAUUUACAUACCAUCAAAAUUGGAGAUUUAGAUAUGAUUCAUUUUCUAAAAACGGAAGAAUAUUUAUAAUAAGUAACUCCAAUUCAUGAUGAAUUAGUAUCAUUGAAUACAGUCUCUGAUAUAGAGAGAUAUUUUGGAGGUAAUUUAGCAGUAUAUUUUGAAUUUAUGAACUUCUAUUAAUCGAUGCUUAAAUAUUUAGCAAUUGCAGCAAUCAUAACAUUAAUAAUUGAUCAUUAAAGCACUCUUUUUAAAAUAACUAAUGUAGCUAGUUUUUAUGCAGUUUUAACAAUGGUUUGGUCAACAUUCUUUAUAAUAGCUUGGCGUAGAAAAGAAAGCGAAUUAAGUAUAGAAUGGGGUGUUUUUGGAUAAUAACAUAUUAAACGAUUAGAUCUUAAUCCUGAAUAUAAAGGCACUCCUAAAAUUAAUUAUAUUACAGGCUUAGUCAAAAAUAGUUAUCCAACAAGUAGUAGAAUAUUCUAUUAUAUGGUAUCUUUAUUUGAAGCCAUUCCAAUACUUAUUAUUGCUGGCUUAAUUAAGAUUAUUGUAUUUAAUAUAAAUGGACUCAUUAGAAGUGAAACCAGUAUUUUCUAUAUCAGUUUUGCAUCUAAAUUAAAUUAACCAGGAGGCUUACUAUUUUAUAAAUACACUACCAAUGUGCUUGAUAUUUGUACUAUCCUCUUGAUAUUUUAUAUCAAUACUCUAUAUACUAAAGUUUGUAUUAAUUCGACAAAAAGAGAAAAUCAUAGAACGAAUUUGAGAUUCUAUAACUCUUUGAUUCUUAAACGAUUCUUGUUUGAAUUGAUUAAUAGAUUCUUUCAUUUAUUUUAUAUUGCAUUUAUUGAAUUUGAUAUCCCAACCUUAAGAAAUCUAUUAAUUAAAUUAUUUGUUAUGGAUUAAAUUAGAAGAGUCUUAUUUGAAUCUUUAUUGCCAAUGUUAAUGAAAUAAUAAUAAGAAAAAUAAAAAGAAUAGUAUAGAUUAAAUCUAUAAAAAAAAGAAGAUAUCAAUGAAAAAAUUGUUGAUAGAAUAGUAUUUCAUUCAUUUUAUUCUUCUAGGCAGAACUUGAACUCUGGGAAUAUGAUGAUUUUGAUGAUUAUAUUGAAGUUAUAUUUCAAUAUGGAUACAUUGUGUUAUUUGCAGCUAUUUUCCCUUUGGCUGCAGCAUUAACCUACAUUUUCAACUUCAUUGAAAUAUGGAGUGAUAAAUUUAAAUUAGCGUAUUUGUUUAUUUUAUUCAUCAUAGAAAUAAAUUGUAUUAAAGAAAUUUACCAAAAAAAUCUCACAGCAUUGGUGAAUGGAGAACUGUUCUAAUGACAUUGUCUAUUUUAUCUAUCUAUACCAAUACAGCUUUUAUUGCUUUUGCUUAUUUCAAUGUAUUCGAUGCAUGCUAGAAAUCACGUUGCGAUUGGGAAAAUAUUCUUAUUCUUUUAUUUAUUAUAGAACAUUUUUCUUUAGGUUUAAAGUAUGUUGUAUAACAAACAAUCAACUCAAAACCAAAGUGGGUGAGAAUUGUAUUGAGAAGAAUGAAAAAGAGAAGAAGUUUUAAUUGA
Paramecium sonneborni is the source of this 1998-nucleotide messenger RNA. NCBI's taxonomy places the organism in Eukaryota, Ciliophora, Oligohymenophorea, Peniculida, Parameciidae. The record is from the annotation of a GenBank genome assembly.